AUGGGCGACAGGGGGCAGGGCGGUAGGUCGUCGCUCAACCAGCAGAAGCGAUCCGUUACCAUAACCAGCAGCGGGUCUCGGCAACGACCCACCCCACCUCCAAGUUCACCUUCAGUUCUCAACUCGGUCGUAUCAGAUCUUAUGCGAGCAGCUGUCGGAGGGGUCCCCUCCAUCGUCCCCGACGACGACUUACAACGCUACAUUGCAGCGAAGAUACUCGAAGAAACCGCGGCUGCAAAGAAGCGCUAUGAGCACGACGGCAAUAACGAGCACGGCGGACGGAUACACGAGAUCGUCACCUCGGAAGCCAUCCGGAGUACGACGCUCGGACACGACCACGCCGAAGCAGCAGCGCAAGCAGUGCCGGGGCGGAAAGCGGUCGAAUUAGAUCCACACACCCAGCGCAUCAAACGCGGCCGCGGCGCCAUCGGGUCCUCCCGUCUCGACAAAUUCUUUGACGACGGUUAUGACCCGGCCUUGGAUCUGGACAACUACGACGAUGCGAGUCUGGUGCAUUAUGUGGAGCGGUUGGAGGAGCUCGCGCGGAAGCCACGCGGUGGCGAUGAGUCUUCCCGUACGGCUGCGUCGUCUCGAGAUCGGCCGGGUAGGGAGCUGGAUAGGGACGAGAAAAAAGAGGAUCGAAAGAGGAGAAAGGAAAAAAAGGAGAAGAAAGCAAAGAAAGAGAAGAAGGAGAGUAAUGGCAAACGAGAUCGAGAGCGGGAUACCACGUCGUCGCGUCGUCGGCGGCGAUCACGGAGUCUCGUGUCAUCAUCAUCAUCUGAGGAUGAGAGGGAGAGGAGGGGAAACCGGGGAAGGGAAGUGACGAUGCACACUCAGUUGUCGAACGUACCGCGAGAUCUCCCGACAUCGUGUCCGUGGUGA
Messenger RNA from Fimicolochytrium jonesii, 882 nucleotides. RefSeq lists its product as uncharacterized. The record is from RefSeq and is a predicted model, not a curated record. NCBI's taxonomy places the organism in Eukaryota, Fungi, Chytridiomycota, Chytridiomycetes, Spizellomycetales, Powellomycetaceae. The coding region runs from base 1 to 882 and encodes 293 amino acids. The transcript is spliced from 3 exons.